This is a messenger RNA of Penicillium lagena, 924 nucleotides long. RefSeq names its product fungal specific transcription factor domain-containing protein. Lineage: Eukaryota; Fungi; Ascomycota; Eurotiomycetes; Eurotiales; Aspergillaceae. Gene Ontology annotation, molecular function: DNA-binding transcription factor activity, RNA polymerase II-specific; RNA polymerase II cis-regulatory region sequence-specific DNA binding. The record is from RefSeq and is a predicted model, not a curated record. Bases 1 to 924 code for a protein of 307 amino acids. Gene Ontology annotation, biological process: positive regulation of transcription from RNA polymerase II promoter by galactose. Gene Ontology annotation, cellular component: nucleus. The transcript is spliced from 3 exons.
AUGGAGAUUCCGGUCUCAACACGCCUAAUCCAAGCCGGGCUCCUCGUAUCCCUAUAUGAGUAUAUGCGCUGCUUUGUGGAUACAGCAAUGAUGACCAUAUCCGUGUGUGCACGCAUGGCGAUUGCAGUAGGCCUUCACAAGCCCAAGACGGUGUCGCCCCCAAUGUCAGAUACAAAUGGCUGCCUGCGGGCUGAAGAGGAAAACAAUAUAUGGUGGAUCAUUGUGCUUCUAGAGAGGUUAUAUGUCUGUGAAACUGCUUCGCCUGAUCAACCGCUCAUAUCCACUAUCCCACCCAGUGGGUCGUGUCUACCUGUGAAUGCUCUCGGGCUGAACCCCGUUCCAUAUUCGGUAACUCUAGCAUCACCGACAGACAGUCUUAUCAAAGAUUCUGCCCCUGGGUGUUUUGGUAAGGACGGUCAAGCGGCCAUUUUACUCGAUAGAGUUCUCCAGAUUUUUCGAAACGAGGGCAAGGAUGUCCUGGGUAGCGAAAUAGCGACGCUUGACAACGAGCUCCAAGAGUUCUUGCAUUCCCUACUAGUUUCCUUUCAGGGCUCCAAGCCGAGAGAAUGCGGCGCCAUUGCCGUCACGCUCAGAGCCCUAUUCGUCCUCCACAUGUCCGUGCUGGAUUGGUGGUCGAAGAAUAAACCUAGUGAGCCCUUUGCCCAUGGGUGUCAGUCCCAGGCUGCACUUCGCAGUCUUUCUCGCAUCUCAGUCGACAUUGCUACCUUCCGCGGCACAUGGGUAACCAAGCAAAUUUUUGACCGCCACCCCCCAUUUACAUUGUAUAUCUUGCGGCAAGCGAUAAAGUAUCUUAAUGAGAUCGAUCCCGCAGAUACAUGUGGCGUGCUAGAGCAGCGCAAGUCACUUUCACAGGCUCUGGCUCAAUAUUCUUGGAGAUGGCGGCAUGGGAAGGCAAAUGCUUAG